UCCUCUCUCCCUCGGCCGUGCGACCGAAUCCGCGCCGCUCCCGCAUCUGGAGCGCCAGCCGAAACCCUAAACCCCACUCGUCUCACUCCGGGCUGCCUGAGGAAGGCCUACAAUUUUCCCACGGCGAGCUUCUUGCGGCUCGAGCAUUGCUUCGUGCUACUUUUGCGGCGCUAAACCCUAGCAAAAACUCUAGAGCCAACGCCAUGGGCGCCGAAGCGAAGCUCGAUUCGAUCGAGCGGCGAGAGGAGGGCGACGUGGACGUGGAGAAAGAGGGCGAGGAGGAGAAGAGCUUCGAAGAGCUGGGCCUCGACGAGCAAUUGACCCGCGCUCUGAGGAAGAAGAGCGUCACCGAUCCCACUCCGAUCCAACGCGCAGCGAUACCCUUGAUCCUGAGUGGAAAGAAUGUUGUUGCAUGUGCCAAGACGGGCUCAGGUAAGACUUUUGCAUACCUCCUUCCGAUGCUGCAUGAGCUGUUGAGGCUAUCUUCUGAGAACAGUUUGAGGAAAUCUGCUCCAAAUGUCUUCAUUCUCGUGCCAACGCGGGACCUUUGUCAUCAGGUGUAUUCUGAGGCUUCGUCUCUCCUCGAGUUCUGUACAAAUAAGUUCAAGAUUGUGCACUUGAUGGCCACAAUGCCCAUCCAAGAUAUGCGUGUUGCUUUGUCCGGACCCCCUAAUAUUGUGGUUGCAACUCCAGCUUGCAUCUCAACAUGCACAUCAAAAGGUGUCCUUCGAGCAUCAUCUAUUCGCGAAUCAAUUUCAAUGUUGAUUCUUGACGAGGCUGAUCUUCUCCUUUCUCAUGGACAUGAGGCUGACUUGAAAGCUCUAAUCCCUCAUAUUCCAAGAAGCUGUCAGUGCAUUCUUAUGUCUGCAACUACUAGUCCUGAUGUUGAUAAACUGAAGAAGCUCCUGCUGCACGAGCCUGUAACUCUGACUCUCUCUGAAGAAGGCCAAUCUAAUAGUGAUCUAAUUCCUGGAAAUAUUGAACAAUAUUGGAUCUCUUGCAGCGCUCAUGAUAAGCUACUCUACAUAUAUGCUCUCUUAAAGCCAAAGCCCAGGCUUCUUGCAGGAAAAGUUUUGAUAUUUGUCAACUCAAUUGAUAUGGCAUUUAGACUAAGGUUGUUCCUUGAGAAGUUUGAAAUAAGAUCUGCUGUCUUAAAUGCUGAAUUGCCACAAAAUUCACGGCUUCAUAUUCUUGAGGAAUUCAAUGCAGGGCUAUUUGGUAUUCUAAUAGCAACAGAUGAUAAUCAGAGUAAGGAGAAGGAUCAAACAAGUAGAGAAAGUCAAGUGCAAUCUAGAAGUACCAAGAAGAAGUUCCGGCAAAAUUUAGAUGCCGAAUUUGGAGUCGUCAGAGGAAUCGAUUUCAAAAAUGUCUUCACGGUAAUCAAUUUUGACAUGCCUCGAAGCCCUGCUGGAUAUGUUCAUAGAAUUGGCCGCACUGGAAGGGGCCGUAACACUGGUACUGCUGUGUCACUUGUCUCACCAGAGGAGGGAGAACUUUUUGCCAAAAUCAAAAUUAUGUUGGAAGGUGAUAGCAGAGAUGACUCGGUACAUAUUCAACCUUUCCCUCAUCUUACUAAAAAGGCUGUUGAGGAUCUACGGUAUAGAGCGGAGGAUGCUGCUAGGAGUGUAACGACUCGUGACGUUCAGGAUGCACGUCACCAAGAUCUAAAGAAAGAAAUUCUCAAUUCUGAAAAGUUGAAGGCUCAUUUUGAAGAGAACCCGAGGGAUUUAGAUUUAUUGAAGCACGAUAAGAUACUUAGCAAGACGGCUCCUCCCAGCCACCUACGUGUAAUACCCGAUUAUCUUAUUGAUCCCACUACAAAGCAAGUAGGGAAAGCUCUCAAGCUUUCGCGAGCUGCAGUGGGAAUAAAUACCGCGAAGAAGCGGCCCGGAUUCAAGAAAGGAUUUGGCAGAAGCAGCGACCCACUUAAGACUUUCUCAGCUGAGAAGAAGAAAAGGCGGGAUAAUGAUGGAAAGGAUCAUAGACAAAAAAAGAAGCUUAAAGUGGGAGAAUGAGAUUUAUCAGGUUCUUAUUUGGUGACGGUUAGAAACAGGGGUGUCGAAUGUAGUUCUCCCCUCUUCAAUUUUGUAGGCUAUUUAAAUUUUUGCCUUUUCUUUUGUUGUAGCAAGGAGAUUUGUAAUUAUUGCUUUCAUACUGCGGUUUUUUUUUUUUUUUUCUUUAUAACAAGACAUUGGAAGUUGCUUA
Messenger RNA from Ananas comosus (pineapple), 2205 nucleotides. Its product is annotated as DEAD-box ATP-dependent RNA helicase 16. The transcript is spliced from 15 exons. Gene Ontology annotation, cellular component: nucleolus. Lineage: Eukaryota; Viridiplantae; Streptophyta; Magnoliopsida; Poales; Bromeliaceae. The record is from RefSeq and is a predicted model, not a curated record. Gene Ontology annotation, molecular function: RNA helicase activity; nucleic acid binding; ATP binding. Bases 204 to 2015 code for a protein of 603 amino acids.